UCUGUGAAAUGUCAAAAAAUAUAUAGAAUUGUUAUAUAUUUGUGGAAUGAUAAUAUAAUAGGAUGGCUAUAUAAAAUAUGAAAAUAUAAUUAAUGUCUGAAUAUAAAAAAAAAGUAUUUACAAUAUAAUUAUUUGUGAAAAAUAAAUGCUUAAAAAUAUUACACGUUAUAAAAAAGUAAUGUAAACAUAUAUGAACGCCUUAUCUGUAAAACUACCCAGGGCUUUCUGCAGUUGAGUAAACAAACGCCAAAAACAGAUGAAAUUCACACCCGCAACAAAGUAAAACAGACCUUACUAAGCUAUUUAAGUCCCACUGUUAAAAGAAAUAAACACAGAAACUUGAGUCAAAGACACUAUUUGGUCUGGAUCACAAUCAACUGCAGUGAGGGUGUGUUGCCAUGGUGACGCCAACAGCAGCACAUAAAAACCCUCUUAAAACGUGUGUCCUGCAACUUGCACAAAAAUACAUUUUUGUAAUCAUAUUUAAGACAGAAUUUGUUUGGAAAAUACCAGUAUAGAUCAUUUAAAAUGUUUGUGGUCUUGUUUAAAAAAAGGGGGGAGGGGGGAAUGACUCACUGUUUGGAUUUCAAUGGAGAAAAAUAAGAGAAAUUAGGUUUCAAUGUGAGAAAAGAGCAUAUUGUGUCCCACUGUAAUCCCCUUACUUUUAAUCCGAUUGUCCUUAAAAGAUGGUAAAACGAGUAAUUUACCAGAACUUGUUGAAUCUAGCUGACAAAUUUAUUUUGUGGGCGAUCUACCGAACAUUACAGCGUUUAGAAAUUGUGUUAUAAGACAGAAAAGUCCUUAUUAAAACACCCAAGAUAACUUUUUUUUCCCAAGAAGAAAACGAUGAGUCAGCCAGAGAGACUGAAGACGUUACCUUGGCGAGACAAGGUGGUGGUCCGCUCCUUCGCUGUCCCUUCUUUCUGUCCUUCAGGUCCUUAAACGUCGCUCUGUGCGAUGCAAACUGAGGUGCGUCUAUGAAAUUAGAUAUGUUUUAAUCCACCACGGAGGCGAACGCGGAGGAAGGCGAGGAGAAGCAGCAGAAUGGUGGGACACACACGGAUCCCAUUUCUCCUGGUCUGCACAGCAGAGCGACCCCUGCUGGACGACAUCGGGAAAACACCGGAAGUCGUGGAAAAAGGCAACGUCUCAUAUUGACUAGUAACGAGGAUAGAAUUUUGCAAUGCUGACUCUAGGAGGCAAGAUGGCGCUAGUUUCACAAAUGCUGCGUUCAUGUCCUGGCGGCAAAAGUCGGAAUUUCCUCUUUUCACCCAACACUUCCAAGCUGAAGGCUCGUGUUGCCAGGAGACGCCGGAAGUGUUUGACUGCCUCAGCGAUGGAGAAAUAUGAGAAAAUCAAAGUUGUUGGAAGAGGAGCAUUUGGGAUCGUCCACCUGUGUCGCCGACGCAGCGAUGGUGCCCUGGUCAUCUUGAAGGAGAUCCCCGUGGAACAGAUGUCACGGGACGAACGCCUCGCCGCUCAGAACGAGUGUCAGGUGCUGAAACUGCUCAACCACCCAAAUAUCAUCGAGUACUACGAGAACUUCCUGGAAGACAAGGCCCUCAUGAUCGCUAUGGAGUACGCACCAGGUGGAACCUUGGCUGACUACAUACAGAAGCGCUGUAACUCCCUGCUGGACGAAGACACCAUCCUUCAUUUCUUUGUGCAGAUCUUGCUGGCGAUGUACCACGUGCACAACAAACUCAUCCUGCACAGGGACCUCAAGACGCAGAAUAUUCUCCUCGACAAGCACCAAAUGAUCGUCAAAAUCGGCGACUUUGGCAUCUCAAAGAUUCUUGUCAGCAAAAGCAAAGCAUACACUGUUGUGGGGACGCCAUGUUACAUCUCACCAGAGCUGUGCGAGGGGAAGCCGUACAACCAGAAGAGUGACAUCUGGGCUCUGGGUUGUGUGCUCUAUGAGCUGGCAAGCCUGAAAAGAGCAUUUGAGGCGGCUAACCUCCCUGCCCUGGUCCUGAAGAUCAUGAGUGGCACCUUCGCUCCGAUAUCCGACCGCUACAGCCCGGAACUCCGUCAGCUCAUCGUCAACAUGCUCAACCUGGAUCCCUCCAAACGGCCGCAGCUCAAUGAAAUCAUGGCACUGUCCGUCUGCAUCGGACCGCUGCUUAAUCUCUACACGGACAUCGGAAGCGUCAAGAUGCGCAGGAUCGAGAAACCGCUAUCCACUGUCCAGACUGGUCCACAAGGCAGAGUGGGAGGGCGAGUACCGACCAACAGAUCCAGAGAUGGCAUGUCAGCAACAGGCAAGCUGCAUUCCCUCCCGCUGUCUGCAGUGUACACGUGGGGCAGCGGAAUUUCCACCCCGCUGCGUCUGCCCAUGCUCAACACUGAGGUGCUCCAGGUGUCGCUGGGCCGCACUCAGAAGAUGGGGGUGACCAAGUCGGGCCGUCUGAUCACUUGGGAGGCUCCCUCGGUGGGAUCCGCAGAGCUCAGUCUGCCCGGAGCGGUGGAGCAGAUGCAGCCUCAGUUCAUCUCGCGUUUCCUGGAGGGUCAGUCCGGAGUCACCAUCAAGUUGGUAGCCUGUGGCGAUCUCUUCACCACCUGCAUGACAGACAGGGGCAUCAUCAUGACCUUUGGGAGCGGGAGCAAUGGCUGCUUGGGGCAUGGAAACUUCAAUGAUGUUACGCAGCCCAAGAUAGUGGAGGCGCUCCUCGGCUACGAGCUGGUCCAGGUGUCUUGUGGCGCUUCCCACGUGCUCGCAAUGACCAAUGAGAGAGAAGUAUUCGCCUGGGGAAGAGGGGACAAUGGGCGCCUCGGGCUGGGCACCCAAGACAGCCACAACUGUCCCCAGCAGGUGUGUCUACCUGUGGAGUUUGAAGCCCAGAAGGUGGUGUGUGGCGUGGACUGUUCCAUGAUUAUCAGCACUCAGAGCAGCAUUAUGGCAUGUGGAAGGAACAGGUGCAACAAGCUGGGUCUGGACAAGAUAAGCGCCGGUGAGGAACCAAGCCCCUCCAAUCAGGUGGAGGAGGUCUACUCUUUUACUCCCGUCCAAUCAGCUCCGCUCAACAGAGAGAAGAUUGUCUGCAUUGACAUCGGUACAGCACACUCUGUCGCCGUGACAGAGGGUGGGUUGUGCAUCACUUUUGGCAGCAACCAGCAUGGUCAGAUGGGCUGCAGUUCUCGCCGAGGCAGUCGUGCACCAUACCUGCUGCCCGCCCUACAGAAUAUCACUAUGGCUGCUUGUGGAGAUGCUUUCACUUUAGCCAUCAGAUCAAAUGGCGAGGUAUACACCUGGGGAAAGGGUGCCCGCGGACGCCUCGGAAGAAAAGAGGAGGACUCGGGCAUACCCAAGGCAGUGCAGCUCAACGAGAGCCACCCGUUCACGGUGACAUCGGUGGCUUGUUGUCAUGGCAACAGCCUGCUGGCGGUGAAACCUUUGCUCGAUGAAUCUGUCCCGAGAUGACCCAAGGGACCCUGAUGGUUUCAGUUUGAAGAUCCCUUUACUUAGUAAAACCCAAUGUCGCUCACACUUUUUAGAUUUUUAACAAAACUAUUAGGACACCAGGAGUCUGCAGGCUCACAUAUGUAUUUUAAGUGGAUUUGAUGGCCCUUUUCUACACCAAACUCAGCCAAGCAUGCAUUUAUGGACCGGACUUUGUUCACCAAGAUGGAGACACAGAAUUGUCCGAAAUUGUUAAGCUUUACAGGGAACGAGUGGGUCGAAAACAACUUUGCAUUGAUUGAUCAGGGUUUCUGCCGGUCAUUAAAAAGCAUUAAAAGUCAUUAAAUGGACUUUGUGAAAAUUAAGGCCUUAAAUGGCAUUAUAAAACAUGAAAUCCAAUGUCCAAAAGCAUUAAAAACAUUUAAAUGAGGUGAAAUCACACAUGCUAUUAGCUAAUCACUAGUCGCCAAUUAAAGGCAAGCAUGAGUUAACGGUGCUAAAUUUCUUUGGCUUGACCAACAAAGCUACUUCUGCUGUCGCCACAACGCCACCACCAAAAAUAAAUGAAUAAAAAUAAAUUCUCAGAUUAAAUAGUCUUGUUAGCUAACUCAAAUCCACUAGAGAGUAAUAGUUAAUGUAAAACUUUCAACUAUUCAAGAUUAUCAUUGUCAAACACUUACAAUUGUGUCUACACAGACAGUAGUAAACUGUUGAGUAUAUACAGUGUAAUAACGAUUUGCAGUAGGACAUGGGCAUCAAAUUUGUUAUAAGUGGCAUUAAAAAGCAUUAAAUUUGAUUUGCUAGAACUUGCAGAAACCCUGUUGAUAACGUAUUGUCUGGCGGGGCACCUUGUGGUCAUCUACAUCAAUGCAUUUCUAGUUUAUUAGGAGGUGUAUUUAGUAUUUGCAUACAUACAGCCUAGGUCAUAACCUGAGUGUCGCAACAGGCGUGUUGCUCCAAACAAAGCCGCGAGUUUCUUCACGGCAGGAAAUCAUCAGUUCGCUGUCAUGCAGUGAGGCCAUUGUCUUCCCUCACGUGCACGAUGAACCACGAAAAGGCCAGCAAACCGGUUUCAGGCCCUCUUAAGCCAGCCGGCGAGUGAAUGAGAAGUUACAAACAGGCACACAAGCCCACAAAGAAAGAAGGACAAGAAGGAAAGAAAAGACACUUGAGUGUUUAGCAAGUCAUCAGUCAAAUGACCCAAACUUGAUGGAAGGUUGAUCCCGACCACAGUGGUCACAUUGUGCUUAUUGGAUUAGUCCUCCGGUGUACUUGUGAGUCAAACCAGAUAACGACCUGCUGUCAAGCGUUAAAGACUUUACGGUGACAAAGGGACUAAGCAAAAAUAAGUAUCUUAAUCAUAGUAUUACCAAUUGAUUGCAAAAAAGCGAAUUCAGACAUCAACUGCUGCAAGAAUUAAUAUCUAUGUGGAUUUUAGUGUAAAAGAGUAGCUGCUUCAUGCAUCCAAACAAAGGGAGGACUGUAAUGUGAUGCUAUUGUGCCGUUCAAAUGGGAGUAUUUUAGCUUUGAGCUUAAACCUAAUUAUACAAAAAAAAAACAAGUGUCCUUACUUUUUGUAAUGUGCCUCAUUAGCUGUUAUUAUUAAUACCUUUACAUGCCACUGCACUGUGUGUUGUCGUAAGUGAGCACUGUUUAUAUUCUAAUUACGUUGUAUGCACCAUUUUGUGUUUUUUAAUACCUCUCGCCCCAUGUGGCUCUAUUACCAUUGUUUCCUCCAGUGAUGAUGUAAUGGUGAUGUAAUGCAGUUGCAAUACAGCAGGUGAACGCUGAUCUGUGUUGUGUGUGUGAGAGAGAAAGGUGCGUGUGUGUGUACUUUUGUAUCCCUGUCAUAUAAAAGGUAAAGCGUAUGUUCACCGGUAAGGAAAAUAGUAUUUGUUAUUUUAAUGAAAAAUACAAAGAAAAGCAGUAAUUUUGUCUUUGUUUGUGAGGUCCACCGCUAGAGGGCGCAGCUCACCACUGACAGCAUGGCAAGCCUUCUCUAUUGGGAUAUGGACGCUCGGGUCUUUUCCUGCACGACCAAGCCGCGAGUGUGUGUAGUUUUUGUAUUAUUUUUUUUAAGCCCGGAGGAGGAGCGUCACCACCUCGAAGACAAGGCGGACGUGAUAUGAACCCUUC
This is a messenger RNA of Entelurus aequoreus (snake pipefish), 5536 nucleotides long. It is a transcript of the gene nek8, whose product is annotated as NIMA-related kinase 8. The record is from RefSeq and is a predicted model, not a curated record. The coding region runs from base 1184 to 3421 and encodes 745 amino acids. Gene Ontology annotation, biological process: protein phosphorylation. NCBI's taxonomy places the organism in Eukaryota, Metazoa, Chordata, Actinopteri, Syngnathiformes, Syngnathidae. Gene Ontology annotation, molecular function: protein kinase activity; ATP binding. The transcript is spliced from 18 exons.